AGACAUACACUUAUUAACUUGUUUAGUUGGUUCAGUUAGAUAGUUUUUUAGAGCUUUCUUUCGUGUUGCACUAUCCAGUAAAAUCUGUGUAUAUUUAUAAAUUACGAUGACUCUCAGCUAUUUUUGCUUACGCUAUAUUCUCUUAACUUGUUUUAUUUUUCUUGGAAUUUCUGGACUUGUUGUUUGUGCUGUGAGUGGAUUUUUUAUUUAUCAAUUUCAUGGAAAUGACUAUCCAAAAACUCCAUUCAAUUAUCUUGAUGGUCCACCAGCAAUACUUUUGGUUAUGGGAAUACUUGUUUUUGUUUUUUCAAUUUAUUUUUGGUACAUAAUCGAUUACAAGUUUAAUCGACGAAAACUUAUAAUGUUUUCAGUUCUAUUCAUUAUCAUAGCAAUCGUAAAAAUUUGUUCUGCUGUGUGGGUACUUGUUAUACACGAACAAAUGGAUAAAAUGUUAUCUCAAAGCUUAAAAAAGACUUUAGCAGUACAAAGAAUAAAGGAUGGAAGUACAUUAUCUAACUUCGCUCAGAUAAAGCUUACUUGCUGUGGAUACAAUGAAACUAUUCCUGAGUUCGAGGAGUUGACGUCUUGGCUUUGUUGUAAUUUCGAAAGAUUAGACAAUACAACCAAAAUAAUGUGUAAAAAUUUUUAUGGACAAGAAUGCCAGCAUUUAGCUCUCAAUACUGAAAGAUCCAUACUUCAUCAUAUUUUUUUACUGGCUCUUUGUUCAAUAAUUUUUCAGAUUUUCAUUACAUCGAGCAUAUUAAUUUGUGGACGACUAUUAAAAAAAGGAAAUGCAACAAGAAUCGUGCAGUACACUUUACAAAAACCUUCAGCUCCUCCCAUUGGAUGUAAUUAAUUUGCAUACUACGUAAUUUAGUUUUCAUAUGUUAUUUUGUAUAAUGACUUUAUUGAAUUAAAUAUAAAAGUUACGUACAGUAAA
This is a messenger RNA of Chelonus insularis, 940 nucleotides long. RefSeq lists its product as uncharacterized. Gene Ontology annotation, cellular component: membrane. The coding region runs from base 107 to 856 and encodes 249 amino acids. The transcript has 6 exons. Lineage: Eukaryota; Metazoa; Arthropoda; Insecta; Hymenoptera; Braconidae. The record is from RefSeq and is a predicted model, not a curated record.